Molecule: messenger RNA, 3205 nt
Organism: Schizophyllum commune H4-8
Lineage: Eukaryota; Fungi; Basidiomycota; Agaricomycetes; Agaricales; Schizophyllaceae
Exons: 6
Coding region: 77-3118 (1013 amino acids)
Source: RefSeq, a predicted model, not a curated record
CGUGAUGAGGUCCAACAAAGUGAUCUGUGUGUGCGCUGCGUGCAGUACUCGGACUAUCGACGUUUAUGGAGAAGUCAUGAAUGGCUCCCUUGUUGAUCGCAAUACUCGGAGCAACCAUCAGAAGCGUGCCGCUAAAGUCGCUGCUCGAGCCGCCGCACACCAGGAUGAUCUAGACGACGAAAGCGACGAAGAAGAGGACGAGAAUAUCUCAGUGGACACUGAAUAUGCUCAUCAAGCUGUCCCCGGACCCAGUUCAGCAGGUGGACAAGGCACCUCAGGCGGUGCCCGAAGUCGUCCGAAACCCAUCAGAAUUUCACUCCCUAAUAAUGCUCCUAUCGAACGCCUGGUCUGCAUUCUCGCUGUCUGGCUGCAUACAAAAGCCGGAGUCAGCCGAAAAAACACUAAUACGACACUUCGCGCGAUCCAGUCUAUUGUGACGACCCUCCUCGAUCUGCUUUCUACCGCUCUACGCACCUCUGGAAUCUCUGUCGAGCUUCCGUCUGUCAGGAUCCCUCGCGAUGUUCGGACGGCAGCUCGAGCCGUCCAUGGGGUCGAGCCCGAAAUCGACCAGACUGUCUGCUGUCCAAAGUGCUUCUACCUUCACCCACGGCCUGUGCCUUGGACGUGUUCGUGGAGGGAGUCUGCGCGAUCCCGCCCCUGCGGGGAGCACUUGUGGACCGAGCGGAAAACUCGGCAUGGCCCCAAAUGGGUUCCUCGCCGCCUCUACCAUACGCAGAACUUUGACACCUGGGUCCCUAUGUUCCUCUCGCGGAAGGUGAUUACAGACAGCUUGGUUGAAACUCAGCAAUAUUGUGCCAAGCGAUGGGCACCUGGAUCGAACCAUGACGACUGGAUGCGUGAUGUGCACGAUAGUCCCGCGUGGCGAGAAUUGUACGGCUCGAGCUAUCCUUCGCCGUACAAUCUUGUUUUUGGAAUAUACGUUGACUGGUUCAAUCCAUUCACAAACAAGAUAGCUGGCAAAGUCGCAUCUUGCGGCGUCAUUAUCCUCUUCUGCUUAAAUCUCGCACCUCAUCUCCGCUAUCGUCCCGAGAACACUUUCAUUGUCGGGAUCACGCCCCCUCCAAAUGCCCCUAGCGCUGUUACCAUCUCACAUAUCCUCCACCCAUUUGUCGCCUGCAUCCGCAAGUACGACAGUGCUGUGGGUUCUGCUGUCCUCACCUCCAAACACCCAGAAGGUGUAUACAUCCGUGUCAAGCUCGCCCCUCUCAUGGCCGACCUUCUGGCAAGCAAAAAGUUUGGCGGCUUUGGCUCACCAGCGCAUAGAUACUUAUGCUCUCACUGUCUCUGCCCUGCCGAUGAGAUCGAGAUCACCAACAUUGCUGCUUGGCCAAAACGUGACGGCGCUGUAGUGCGUGGUCAGGCGGAAGCGUGGUUGAAGGAGGCCACGAAGUCUGGCCGUGACGCUCUGUUCAAGAGUACUGGUGUACGCUGGACGCCUCUUCACAUGCUCAAGUCGUAUGACCCUGUCAAGCAUGUGAUGCUCGGCUUCAUGCAUAACACGCUUGAGGGUCUUCUCCAGACUCAUCUUCGCUCUCGUUGGAAACUCGGCGAGCAGAGCUCAGACAAGGCCCGCACAAGCGACUUGGUGGACGAGGACGAGCGUUGGACAGAGGAUGCCAGCCAGGAGUCAGCCGCAGAGCUUGAAGAUCUCUUCGAUGGUUCAGAACCACCAGGCUCUCUAUCCCCUACGUCGACACAUCACUCACUUGCGAGUGACUCAGACUCUGUAAUGGAUACACGAUCAACAACCCCAACCCCGUCCGUAAACCCUACCGCUCGUGCUGCCCUUCCAGAGAUGCAAAUCCCCCGGACAGAAGAAGCUGUUACGCACAAAUUUGCCCAUCCCUACCUCUUCGACUACGAUGAUGAUGACGAUGAUGACGACGAUACAGAUUACAUUCCUCCUGCAGCAUCUGCUUUUCGCUUCACGGAUCCCCAGAUACAACAGAUCCGGGAUGCCAUACGCGAUAUCUCACUUCCAUCCUGCGUAGAGCGCCCACCUCUGAACUUGGGGGAGCCGAGCCAUGGCAAACUCAAAGCCGAGUACGAGCUCACACUCUUCACAUUAAUCUUCCCCCUUUUCCUACCAGAAUUUUGGCUUCGUGCGGGCAGCACUGACCAUGACCAAUUGCUCCUGUCGAACUUCUACCAUCUUGUCGCUGCAACAAAUAUCGUCUCCAGCUUCUCUACGACUGCAUCGGCUGCCGACGAGUACACGUACCAUUAUACUCAGUACCGCAUCUCAUCGACGACACUAUUCCCGGACAGCACCUCAAAGCCGAAUCACCACUACGCCAUGCACAACGCUGAUCUUCUCAGAUACUGGGGCCCACUCCCAGUAUUGAGUGAAUUUGCGGGCGAAAGGAUGAAUGGUAUGCUUCAGAAGGUGAAGACGAAUCAUCACAUGGCGGACCUAAGCUUGACCAUGAUGAAGCAAUCUAGCCGCAGUUCUCGUCUGGAGGCCCUCUUGCAGGAUAAUUCAGCAGAUAGCGCAGUGAUUCGUGAAUUCGGAUCUAUCCUCCAGUCUACCGACAUCACGAACGCACCAAUCGAACCAGCAAAGCUAUCGCGGUUUACGGAAGAAGAAUAUGCCGCCCUGCUCAGCUACCUACGCGGGACUGGGCGACCUUACCGAGCCUUUGAGCAGUUCCCCCACCCCAAAGAUGCCCUGGUUCUUGCGCCUUGGAAACAAGAUAUACAGACGCACGGACAAGACAAAUAUUUGUAUAGCUGUCAACGAUCAAACCUAUCCAAUAGCGCGGUCUACUUCUAUAACCCUUCAACAGGAACAUGCGAGACUGGCCUCAUACAGGAUAUAUGGCAAGUUGAGCUUGGGGACAGCGCCAAGUCGGAUGCCAUCUUCUUGUCCAUUGGCCUCCACAGCUCCCUCUCUGCAGCGGACGACGCCCGCGGUGGAUACAUUCACCGUCCUGGCUUCCUCACACGGCUCGUCAGCACCACGCUCUCUGCGAAGGUCAUAGUCGAGCCACAGCACCUGCGUACACAACUCACCAUGUUGAAGCGUCCUCGUGGCGCAUAUGGGAUCGACAAGGAGUUCUACACGGUCUGUUGGGCACUGAACCGAGGUCGACGAUGAGGGAUAAGCAGAAUGCGCGCAGCACGCGCGGGCAUUGCCAGCGUGUCCGCAAGGUGCAUGCGGAUGGGGCACCCACCGAGCGCAAGG